AAUGAAAACCACAAACUACAAACACUAAGUCAUCUUCGAUUCUCAUGAAAAGCCCAUCAAAUUAGAUAUGAAGACCUAUCAAAAAUAUAAAACUAAUAUUAUGCUUUAACCAAGAAUAUCACCUCGAAAAACUGAUAAAGUGAUCUACAAUCAGAAAAUGGUUAAUGAUUAUGUUGACAUUAUCAAUCAUAGAUUAAAAUUAGAAGAAACAGAUGUUGAUUCUAGGAAACUACCAUAGAAGAAUAAUUCAAUGUAUAAGUCAAUAAGUUCUCAACAUACUAAAUAAAUAUCACUUGUGGAACCUGUUACUGCAGAAAAACUAUAAAGUAAGACUAAUCUCGAUAAUCAUUCCUCAUUUUUUCAUAGUCGUAAGUCUCUAACUAGAGAAGAUAAAUUAUAUUUACUAUCUGAUCCACUUCAAGAAAUGUUAAAAACAAGAUAAUCUAUAACAGAUUUAAGGGCAAUAGAAAUAGAAGGAGAUGAAUUUACUUAAUAAUAUAAAAAUAAAAUAAAUGAAGACUAUGAGAAAGAAAUAUGUCGUAAAGAUAUGAUUUAGAGAAGAAUAUUUGAUAGUUAAUUGAAAUAUCAAGGCAAUAAUUCAAUUAAAUAAUUUAUAUUCUAAUAAAAUAUGAAAGCAUCUCAAAAAUUCCACACUGAACCUAUUGAUAAAAAUAUUCACAUUAUAAAAGAAUUUAUUGUGGAAGAUAAAUUAGAUAAGCCCAGAUAAUCUAAACUAAUUACCAAUAAUAAAAUCAAUCUUAUUACUCUUAAAUCUACAGGAAUAAAAUCUUUUUAGGAUUCUGAAAAUAAUAACAAUUCUAGUGCUUAGAGAUUUGAAGACUUAUAUAAAACAUGUAAUAAUUUCUAUAAAGAAUCUCGAUAAAUUAAAACUAAAAUCAUGAGACUUAAACGACAAACUUGGAGAAAAUAUUAAAAAAUCUUAUAAAUAGGAGCAUCUUAAAAAGAAAUUAAAAUUGAUUGA
Paramecium pentaurelia is the source of this 982-nucleotide messenger RNA. NCBI's taxonomy places the organism in Eukaryota, Ciliophora, Oligohymenophorea, Peniculida, Parameciidae. The record is from the annotation of a GenBank genome assembly.